GUAUCAAAUAUUUCCAAUAUGGCUGCAUGUUGUUGAUAAUUAGUGCAUAAUAUUAUAACCCAACAAUAAUUUUGUAAUAUUUUAAGAAAAAAAAGACUUGAUUUAUUCAUAAUGAAUAUGUCAAUAGAGAAAAAAAAAUAUCCAUCUGCGUUGCCGACAAAUUGGCCAUCCAGAGAAGAUAUACCACGCAAAAAUCAAAACUCAGUACCUUCAUCAGGAAAAGUUGAUGUUUAUUAUUACAGUCGAAGUGUAAGAAAUGAUGCCUCACUAGUUCCACCAAUAAGACAGACAGCUUCGAUUUUUAAACAACCUGUUACGAUUUACAAAACACAAGAAAAAAAGGUUAAGGAUGUAAAGCAUGGAACUCAGGAUAAACCGAAACAAGAAGGUGUAGAUAAAACUGAUACUAAAUAUGGCUCACAAGAUAAACCUAAACAAAUUCUACCUUUUCAGUUAUUCUGGGAAAAAAGGUUAGAAGGAUUAAGAGCAUGUGAUCCAGAUGGUUUCGAAUUUGAUGCCAUGGACUUACCAAAGAAUUUACGUGCGGUUGGACCUUAUAUUACAGAAGAAACUCUUUUACAGAGUGUUGCAACAGCUCUUCAUAUGUCCUCUCAACCAGUCACAGGCCAAACAGGCUCCAAAACAUCCCUUGAAAAAAAUCCUGGAGUAUUUUUAAAUCCAGAUCAACCGCUUGUACAGGCUGUUACAAUAGCAGAUGAUGAUAUUAAACGUCAAGAAGACAGAGUAGUGAUAGCGAGAAAAAAACUCCAAGAAGCUCUACGAACAGCUUCAUUGUAAUUUUGACUAAUUAUUGACUUUUUUAGAUCUAUUUCUGUUUAUUAUUAAUCAAUGCAUUUUUACUUAUUAUGUAAAUUCAUGUAAGUAUAGUUUAAGUAAUGAAUACUGUUUUUUUAAAUAAA
Messenger RNA from Chelonus insularis, 920 nucleotides. It is a transcript of the gene MBD-like, whose product is annotated as methyl-CpG-binding domain protein 2. The coding region runs from base 112 to 798 and encodes 228 amino acids. Gene Ontology annotation, molecular function: methyl-CpG binding. Lineage: Eukaryota; Metazoa; Arthropoda; Insecta; Hymenoptera; Braconidae. The transcript is spliced from 5 exons. The record is from RefSeq and is a predicted model, not a curated record. Gene Ontology annotation, cellular component: nucleus. Gene Ontology annotation, biological process: DNA methylation-dependent constitutive heterochromatin formation; negative regulation of transcription by RNA polymerase II.